Molecule: messenger RNA, 278 nt
Organism: Gekko japonicus
Lineage: Eukaryota; Metazoa; Chordata; Lepidosauria; Squamata; Gekkonidae
Product: LIM/homeobox protein Lhx1-like
Exons: 1
Biological process (GO): neuron differentiation; regulation of transcription by RNA polymerase II
Cellular component (GO): nucleus
Molecular function (GO): RNA polymerase II transcription regulatory region sequence-specific DNA binding; DNA-binding transcription factor activity, RNA polymerase II-specific
Source: RefSeq, a predicted model, not a curated record
CCACCACCGGCAGCGACCCCAGCCUGUCCCCGGAUUCCCAGGACCCCUGCCAGGACGACGCCAAGGACUCCGAAAGCGCCAACGUGUCCGACAAAGAGGUGGGCAGCAACGAGAAUGACGACCAAAACCUGGGGGCCAAACGGCGGGGGCCCCGCACCACCAUCAAGGCCAAGCAACUGGAGACCCUCAAGGCCGCCUUCGCCGCCACGCCCAAGCCCACCCGGCACAUCCGUGAGCAGCUGGCCCAGGAGACGGGCCUCAACAUGCGGGUCAUCCAG